Messenger RNA from Cuscuta epithymum, 927 nucleotides. The record is from the annotation of a GenBank genome assembly. NCBI's taxonomy places the organism in Eukaryota, Viridiplantae, Streptophyta, Magnoliopsida, Solanales, Convolvulaceae.
CUGAGUGUGUGUAUAUAUAUACACAUAUACCACUCCAUCUUUAUAACCUCCUAGCAUAUACACACCCAUUCUCUAUCAUAUUCUCUUUGAUUAUCUCAAAGCAAAGCAGAAUGGCUCUGUUGCUGAGCAUCCUGAAGCGUGCAAUCUUACUCAUUGCUCUUCUAGUUCAAAACCAGGCUUCAAUGGCAGCUGUACAUUCAUCUUCCCUGCAAUCGCUUGGCAACAAUCGCAUGUAUGGUGUAACUGAAGGCAGCCUGCAUCCUCGAGACUGUUCACCGAGGUGCCAAAACCGGUGCUCGGAUACACAGUACAAGAAGCCGUGUCUCUUCUUCUGCAAUAAGUGCUGUGCUAAGUGUCUGUGUGUGCCUCCAGGCACUUAUGGAAACAAGAGAGUCUGCCCUUGCUACAAUAACUGGAAGACCAAGGAAGGAGGCCCCAAAUGUCCUUAAAUCUCUGAUGUUUUUUUUGCCUAAAAAUACAUCAAUAACAUUUCUCUAUCUAUUUCCAUAUUAUUAUUAUGCAUGUAUUUCUGGCAAUUCUGAAAAAAGAAGGGGAUUAUCCCGUAGGGCUUCUCUAAUAAUGUAAACUGGGACCGGAGAGAGAAAUUAGGGUUUCAUCAAAUUUGGGCCCUUUAGUAGGUAGAUCUUAAUUGUAGGUGUCGUAUCUGUACUCAAUUUUAUCGAGAUUCAAUAAUAAUAUAAAUUGAAUCCAAUUUCUCUUGGAGGAAUUUAAAUGACCCAAUCCUCAAGGAUUUCUUUGGUCUUGGACUUUUGGUUCGACCCAGGCCGACCCACUUUUUGGUCCAGGCUUAUUCUUUUAUUGAAGCCCAACGGUUAUAAUGAUAUGCCUCUCUGACUUCCUAAUUUCCCUUGAAACAUGCUCUUAAUGUUUUCUGGUCACAAAAACAUGAAACCCAGUUGAAUAAGA